UAUGAUAACAUGGGUGAUUAUCCAAAAGCACUUUCAUCUCAUGAAAAAGCCCUUGCAAUUCGACAAGAAUCACUUCCUUCCAAUCAUCCUCAUUUGGCUCAAUCCUACAACAAUAUCGGUGUCGUGAAUGAGAAUAUGAAUAACUACUCAAAAGCUCAUUCAUUUUAUGAACGUGCUGUACAAAUUGGACAACAAUCAUUAGCAGCAAAUCAUCCUAAUCUUGAACAAUGGAGAAAAAACCUCGAAAACAUAAAACACAAAUUAUAA
Messenger RNA from Adineta steineri, 267 nucleotides. NCBI's taxonomy places the organism in Eukaryota, Metazoa, Rotifera, Eurotatoria, Adinetida, Adinetidae. The record is from the annotation of a GenBank genome assembly.